AUGGACUCUGCCCCAAAGCUAGCAAAAGUUGAGAAGAUUCUCGGUCGUACAGGAUCUCGUGGUGGCGUAAUUCAAGUUAGAGUGCAAUUUAUGUCUGGAGAGACUGAGCUUGCAGGCCGUUCUUUGAUCCGUAAUGUUAGAGGCCCAGUCAGAGAAGGAGAUAUUUUGGCUCUAUUGGAAACUGAAAGAGAAGCACGUCGCCUUCGUUAA
Messenger RNA from Cryptosporidium ubiquitum, 210 nucleotides. RefSeq names its product 40s ribosomal protein. The record is from RefSeq and is a predicted model, not a curated record. Lineage: Eukaryota; Apicomplexa; Conoidasida; Eucoccidiorida; Cryptosporidiidae. Gene Ontology annotation, cellular component: ribosome; cytosolic small ribosomal subunit. Gene Ontology annotation, biological process: ribosomal small subunit assembly; maturation of SSU-rRNA; translation. The transcript has 2 exons. Gene Ontology annotation, molecular function: structural constituent of ribosome. Bases 1 to 210 code for a protein of 69 amino acids.